This is a messenger RNA of Aegilops tauschii subsp. strangulata, 1248 nucleotides long. RefSeq names its product putative WUSCHEL-related homeobox 2. Gene Ontology annotation, molecular function: DNA-binding transcription factor activity; DNA binding. Gene Ontology annotation, biological process: plant organ development. The record is from RefSeq and is a predicted model, not a curated record. Lineage: Eukaryota; Viridiplantae; Streptophyta; Magnoliopsida; Poales; Poaceae.
GAGCAACCAAACCAAACGAACCCAACCAACCAGCAAACUCCUCUUCUCUUCUCUUCUUCUUCAUCCUAGUACACCUUUUGUCUCUCCGUCCACAGUCCACACACACCACUCUCCACCAAGAGCUAGCUAGAGCCUUGGCACGUGCGAUGGCGGCGACGGCGACUGCGACGGCGGCGGCGACGAGCGUGGUGACGGGGACGACGCGGUGGUGCCCGACGCCGGAGCAGCUGAUGAUCCUGGAGGAGAUGUACCGCGGCGGGCUGCGCACCCCCAACGCGUCGCAGAUCCAGCAGAUCACGGCGCACCUGGCCCACUACGGCCGCAUCGAGGGCAAGAACGUCUUCUACUGGUUCCAGAACCACAAGGCCCGGGACCGCCAGAAGCUCCGCCGCAGGCUCUGCAUGAGCCACCACCUCCUCUCCUGCGCGCACUACUACGCCGCCGCCAACGCCGGCCAGUACCACCACCAGCAGCAGCUCCUCGGCGCCGGCGCGGUCCCCCCUCCGCUGCUGCAGCACCAGCAGCAGCAGCAGCAGUACUACUCCGCCUCCUGCGCCGGCGGCGGCUACGACCAGCACCUCCUCCCGACGACCGUCCCAGCUUCCGCUUACGCUACUGCUGCUGGGUACGCCUACCCCUUCGCCGCCGUGCCGGCGAGCCGGUGCGCCGACCCCUCGCCGCCCAAAACGCCGUUGUCCUUCCAUCACCAGGGUGGAGGCAUCGUAGGAUCGCCGGAGUACUCGCUGGGGAGGCUGGGCAACUUCGGCGUGGUGGACGACACGUGCCGGCCGUCGCGGUACGAGCAGCAGCAGCAGCUGACCGCGGCGACGGAAGAUCAGGCGGCGCCGGUGACGGCGACGACGGGGCUGUUCUGCCGGCCGCUGAAGACGCUGGACCUCUUCCCCGGCGCGAUCAAGGAGGAGCAUCGCGACGUCGCCUAGCUACCUCCAACCUAUAGCUAGCUACCAGCAGCAGCAGCAGUGGUCGUCGUAGUACGUAGAGCAGUCCGUACGUUGCGCGCGUUCGCGCGCGUUGUACGUACGCAGGUAGAGCAGCAGCAGCAGUACGUAGGAGUACUAUCAUACUAGCAGUAUCUUUGUAGUAAUUCCCAUCGAUUUUUCGUUGAUUAUUAAUCCGCUUCAGUUAGUACCUGAUGAUCUUCAGCUUGAUGCGGUGUAGGAGUGUAGGUAGGUUGGCGGCAGGAAGAGAAGCGAAUGCAUGCAUUGAUUGAUUAGUGUAGUGACAUUA